This is a messenger RNA of Galendromus occidentalis (western predatory mite), 516 nucleotides long. RefSeq lists its product as uncharacterized. The transcript has a single exon. Bases 1 to 516 code for a protein of 171 amino acids. Lineage: Eukaryota; Metazoa; Arthropoda; Arachnida; Mesostigmata; Phytoseiidae. The record is from RefSeq and is a predicted model, not a curated record.
AUGAUCGACCUGCUCUCGCUCGAGUGGCCUACAUUCAAUCCAACAAGCAUAUCGAUGGAUUAUGAGAAGACCCUGAUGAAUGCCUUCAGUUCCCAUAUCCCCGACGCUCUGCUCCAAGGCUGUUUUUUCCACCUCGUAAAAAACAUGAAAAAACAAGUUGCGGCUAACGGGCUGAGCAAACGGUAUCGCAACGUGUCGGACUUCGAACUGAAGGCCAAAAUGAUCUCCGCACUCGCAUUCGUUCCUCCGGAAAGGCUCGAGGACGCUCUCAGAGAGCUCCGGAACGAAUUGCCAGAUCAGUUGCAACCAGUCCUGGACUACUUCGAAGACACGUACAUUGGUCGUCUUCGAGUUCACAACGACGGUUUUCUGGCACGGCGGGACCCUUUGUUUCCAGUCUCUCUGUGGACGGUUUAUGAGCGCACACUGCGAGGGGACAGUCGCACCAACAAUUACGCGGAGGCAGCUCAUAGAAGUCUCCAACGCCAAUCCGCGUCGAACAUCCUGGCAUAUUGA